UCAGUUCCUUGUAUUUUAUAUGUAUUAAUGGAUUAUUUACAUUUUUAAGUCAGAGAUUUGUCAUCAGAGUUUGCAAAGGUAAACUGUCAUGAGAAAUAUGAUUAUUCUAGGCAUUUGGCUCAGUUAAAAAGAAAAAAAGGUUUAGUGGUUCAUGGACUUCAGCAGUAUGUGCUUUUCAGCCAACUGUGCUUAGCCUCUGAAUCGUUAUAAAGAAUGAUAACCUUUGCAGAACUUUGUAGACUCUCACAAUGACAUUGGCUUUUUUUACAACAGUAGAUAUUCAGUGAAAAUAACUGAUAACCAUUUACUUAUAACUCCUUGUCUUAUUUUAUUCCUUAACCCAAGUUCUCCUCAUAUCUGGGAUCACAUGUCAGAUGCUUUGGCUGACAUGCCAGAGGCACUGAUAUGCCUAACUGCAUGUGUUGCAAAAGCAGGGGAGCAGGCACCAUGCAAGAUCCCAGCACAUGUUCCAUAAACAUAUUCUCAUGGGUUGCGAUUAGUCAGACCAGACACUAGAAGGGUGGAACAGAGAGCCCACUGAGGCCGUCAGAUCAGCCCUGAUGAUGCCAUUAGGUAGCCAGGUGCCAGUCUUGAUGUUGAAGUAUGUUGUCACGGGCAGGCAUCAACGGUCACGCUCGCAGAGCCCGUCAGUCAACGGAUCUCCUUCCCACCGCGCCUAUCCCAUCACGUCUCCCACAUCAAGAUGGCUCGACAGACAGCAGUUCAAGAAGGUGAUUCAGGACAACAUUGUCUUGAUAUCGAGGGCCCUCCGGCACCAGUUUGUCAUCCCAGAGUGGCUUGACUUCAUCUCGCACAUCGAAGAGUUCUACUGGUCCGUCAAGGGGCUGACAGGAGGAAAGACAUUAGAUUCGUCCUACGUCAGCCACCAACAUUCCCAUAAUAAAGCCAUUAUGACAGACUCCCGCUGGCUAAGAGGCACAAGACAAGGGGACGGAGGUGUGGAGUCCCCCACUAUUCUCAAAGGCCGAAGGUAUUACCAUGGGCAUACGCACUCAUCCGUUCUCACUCUGCGUCGCAGAAGCGUCGGCCCACUUCAGCUGUCAGCACAUUAG
Molecule: messenger RNA, 1073 nt
Organism: Penaeus indicus
Lineage: Eukaryota; Metazoa; Arthropoda; Malacostraca; Decapoda; Penaeidae
Exons: 4
Coding region: 561-1073 (170 amino acids)
Source: RefSeq, a predicted model, not a curated record